Carassius auratus (goldfish) is the source of this 1146-nucleotide messenger RNA. RefSeq names its product doublesex- and mab-3-related transcription factor A1. The record is from RefSeq and is a predicted model, not a curated record. Gene Ontology annotation, cellular component: nucleus. Bases 56 to 1114 code for a protein of 352 amino acids. Lineage: Eukaryota; Metazoa; Chordata; Actinopteri; Cypriniformes; Cyprinidae. Gene Ontology annotation, biological process: sex differentiation; regulation of transcription by RNA polymerase II. The transcript has 2 exons. Gene Ontology annotation, molecular function: DNA-binding transcription factor activity, RNA polymerase II-specific; protein binding; RNA polymerase II cis-regulatory region sequence-specific DNA binding.
UUCAGCAGCAGAAACACACACACGCUCUCUCUCAGACGCACACACACGGAGAGUGAUGGAGUCCAGCAGCGGGCGCUUCUCUCUCCUCGCGCCGCACGCAGCGCUCUUCCUGCGGCCGGAGGACAGGAGUUUCCCGCGCAGCCCGAAGUGCGCGCGCUGCAGGAAUCACGGGGUGGUCUCGGCUCUAAAGGGCCACAAACGCUUCUGCCGUUGGCGCGACUGCGCGUGCGUCAAGUGCGCGUUGAUCGCGGAGAGGCAGCGCGUGAUGGCGGCGCAGGUGGCGCUUCGGAGGCAGCAGGCGCAGGAGGAGCUGCAGAUGAUGUACCCCGGAGCAGGAGCGAGUGAGGGCGGCAGGAGCGUCUCCAGAGCACCGCUGAGCUCCGCGUUUGACGCCUUCGCUCCGGACGCGUUCAGAGACGAGAAAAGCCUGAACAAGUGCAGUGUGUUGAGCGGACUGAUGAAUCAGGCUUGGUUCAGACCACACACACCUGCGCUGACCCCUGCGUCAGACAAGAGCGACCGCGGGUCUCCGGGAUCCGAUCAUCAGUCGGUGAGCUCCUCCGAUCUGGAGUCCGGCAGUGAGUCAGAGAAACCCAAAGAAGAGCUUCCCAUCAGGAGCGGACGAGACCCCGGCGCUGUCCUGAUGAAGAUCUUCCCUCACCUCAAACCAGACGCUCUGGAGGCGGCGCUGAAGACCUGUUCGGGGGACGUGGUGAGGGCCAUCGACCUGCUGCUGGGUUCUCCGGAGGGACAGAUCUCAAACGGAGACGUUGUCCCGCUGUCGGAGAACCUCCCCGUCUCACGGUCGUCUGCCGUCUGCGUCUCAGAAGCUCCACGAAGACACUUGAGCUCCACGUCUGCGUUCUCUCCCCUCCACGCUUCCUCCAGCUGCUUCAGUGACGGCGUGCUGGGGUUUAACCCUCGCUUUGCCAUCGCUCCGCUGCGGCUCGCCUAUUCCACACCCAGCUUCAUUCCUCCGUAUCUGGCGUCUGGAUUUGUCCCGGCGAUGUCCCUGCGUCCCCCGGCAGACUAUCCCUUCCCCGGAGCGCUGUCUCACCCCAGAGACUCGUUCAGCCCCGCAGUGUUUUACUCCAGCCUCGGCCACGACAAAUGAUCUCUUCUUCAUUAAACUACAGCGUACAACAG